Molecule: messenger RNA, 3504 nt
Organism: Harmonia axyridis
Lineage: Eukaryota; Metazoa; Arthropoda; Insecta; Coleoptera; Coccinellidae
Gene: Hsc70Cb
Product: heat shock 70 kDa protein 4
Exons: 11
Coding region: 197-2719 (840 amino acids)
Biological process (GO): protein folding
Cellular component (GO): nucleus; cytosol
Molecular function (GO): ATP-dependent protein folding chaperone; ATP binding
Source: RefSeq, a predicted model, not a curated record
UUGAUUUUUGCGGUUGGUAUUAAAUUCGACAGAGACAGUAAACGACUGACGAUUCUUCACUACUUGAGCUAGUGAAUAGAGAAAUUAGAGAUAAACCGGUACUUAGUGUAUUUCAGAGUGGAAAAAACCUUUUCAUUCCAUCGAAAAACGUAAAAAAUAGUUAUCUAGUGAUUUUUUAAACUUGAAUUAAUCGAAAAUGGCUAGUAUGUCAGUUAUUGGUAUUGACUUAGGAAAUGAAUCUUGUUAUGUGGCCGUCGCUAAAUCAGGAGGAAUAGAAACAAUAGCUAAUGAUUAUAGUUUGAGGUCCACACCAUUAUGUGUCGCCUUUUCUGGAAAAAAUCGAAUAUUGGGGGUCGCCGCAAAAAAUCAGCAGGUGACAAAUUUGAAAAACACAGUUUAUGGUCUGAAGAGACUUUUAGGUAGGAAAUUCAGAGACCCUCAUGUGCAAAGAGAGCUUCAGAUGUUACCAUUUGGUGUUAUUGAAGUAAAUAAUGGUAAUAUAGGGAUAAAGGUUCAAUAUUUGAAUGAAGAGCAUAUUUUUUCACCAGAGCAAUGUUUGGCUAUGCUGUUAACGAAAUUAAAGGAUAUUUCAACUUCAGCAUUGAAAACACCAAUCAAUGAUUGUGUCAUCUCUGUACCAUCUUAUUUCACAAACAAUGAGCGUAAAGCUUUAUUGGAUGCGGCAUCUAUUGCAGGUUUGAAUGUCCUUCGUUUAUUCAAUGAAACCACAGCCACUGCCUUGUCUUAUGGCAUUUACAAGCAAGAUCUGCCUGCUCCCGAAGAAAAGCCUAGAAAUGUUAUAUUUGUCGACUGUGGUCAUUCUGCCCUUCAAGUAUCCGCAUGUGCAUUCCAUAAAGGAAAACUCAAAAUGAUUGCCACUGCUGCUGAUCCAAAUUUGGGCGGUAGAGAUGUUGACUACUUAUUGGCAGAUUAUUUCUGCAAAGAAUUUCAGACUAAAUAUAAAAUUGAUGCUAAGAGUAAUCCCAGAGCAUUCCUCAGACUGUUAACAGAAGUUGAGAAACUAAAGAAACAAAUGUCUGCGAAUUCGACAACAUUACCUCUCAACAUCGAGUGUUUCAUGAACGAUAAAGACGUUCAUGGCACUAUCAAAAGAGCGGAUAUGGAGGAUAUGUGUGCCCCUCUAUUCCAAAGAGUUGAAGAAACCCUAAGGAACUGCCUGGAGCAGUCAGAACUGGCCUUGGAAGAUAUUUACUCUGUCGAAAUCGUUGGAGGUUCAUCUAGGAUCCCAGCCAUCAAACAGUUGAUCGAAAAAAUUUUCAAGAAGGCGCCUAGCACCACGUUGAACCAAGACGAGGCUGUGAGCAGAGGUUGUGCCUUGCAGUGCGCAAUGCUAUCACCCGCUAUACGAGUCAGAGAUUUUAACGUUACAGAUGUGCAGAGCUAUCCUAUUUCGGUAUUCUGGGAAACCAGUGCGGAAGGUGAUGCAGGCGGUAAUAUGGAAAUAUUCCCAGUGAAACAAGCUGUCCCGUUCUCGAAACUGCUGACCAUCUAUAGACACGAACCUUUCGCUAUCAAAGCCUGCUAUUCCGGCAAUGUUCCUUAUCCAGACAAAAAUAUUGGCACCUGGAUCAUCAAAGACGUGCGCCCCAACGCCGAAGGCAAGGCGCAGAAGGUCAAGGUGAAGGUCAGACUGAACCUCAACGGCAUCAUGUCCAUCUCCAGCGCCUCCUUGUUCGAGGCCAAGAACGCCUCAGAACCCGACUCGCCGGAGGAGGAGCAACAGCAGCAGAACGGGGGCGACCAGAAGGCCAACGAGACUGGGGCCCCGGGGGGCAACAAUGGCGCCUCCGACGUCCCGAUGGACGUGAACGGCGGCGGGGCCACACCGCCAGAGGUAGGCUCCGGCACCAGCUGGACGAAGAAAAUUUCUGGCUGGUUCGGCGGGGACGGCGAUAAGGACAAGAAGAAGAAGAACGUCGUGAAGAGCGUUGAACUACCGAUCGAAUCUCUGACUUACGGUUUCUCCCAAGUCGAACUGAACCAGUACACCGAACAGGAAUGCAAGAUGAUUGCUGCCGAUAGACAAGAAAAGGAAAGAGCUGAUGCCAGGAACGCUUUGGAGGAAUACGUCUAUGAACUUAGAGGCAAGCUGUCCUCCGACGGGGAACUUUGCGAGUUUGUGGCCGAAAAUGACAGGGUGAAUCUUGUCCAACAGUUGGAUCACAUGGAAAACUGGCUGUACGAGGAAGGUGAAGAAUGCAACAGGCAGGUGUACUGCGACAAACUCACCGAGUUGAAGGGCAAAGGCGAACCCAUCCAGAACAGAAGGAUCGAGGCGGAAUUGAGACCCAUCGUUUUCGAGGAUUUCGGAAAGCUGUUGCAGCUGUGUCAGAAAAUCUUAGACAAAAUAAGGAGCAAAGACCCCAAAUACGCCCAUCUCACCGACGAAGAUGUGAAGAAAGUCGAACAAUCAUUGGUCUCGUCGCUCGAAUGGUUAGAACAGGCCAGAUCUAAGCCGGUCAAACUCGAUGUGGCUCCCCCAAUCACCGUAGCUCAAAUAAGACAAGAAAAGGCCAACUUUGAGAACAUCGUCAACCCGAUCUUGAACAAACCGCCACCCAAAGCGAAGACACCACCAAAGGAGGAAAAAGAAAACAGCGAGAGCAAAGACGGAAAGCAACAAGAACAGCAACAACAGAACAGCCAAGGAGAUGCGAACCAGCAGCAACAGUCUCAAGAGAACAUGGAUUGGUCAUAAAUUAUACUGGCAUGACUAAAUUCUAGAUCGAUUUGCUUUGAAUGUUGAUCGUUGAAACACCGAUUUUUUUUUUUUUUAGAACGUUUUUCAGAUAUCUUAUGCGUGAUGCUCUUUUUUACUUAAUUGUCUUGCUGGGAGAGAAUAACAUUUAGCAUUAAUGUUGAGCGAUUCGAUGGGACAAUUCUUAAACAGCCACAGUUCUUGUGAUACCUCCGAUAACUUGGUUCUUGCGCAAAAUUCAAAGUUGUGUGGCGAUUUUGCAACGGUCGUAAGUGUUUUUUUUUUAACAGAGGUUUUUGUCGGUUCCUUGUUUUUUUUUUCACUUUUGUGGAAUAGAUUUGCAUUUAUUUUCUCAGAAUAGAUCGAUAUGCAGUAUUAACGCUUCGAAAAAGCUACAUAACGUAGGUUAUCAAUUUUUGUUCCUGAAUUUUAGUUCAUAAGAUUUUUGGAGGAUUUCAGGACGUAAUUUCACUGCUUCAUAGAAUGAGUGUCACUCUGAAUAAAAUAUAAAGUUCACCAAUAAAUCUUAACGGGGUGAAUGAAACUAAUGAGCUGUAUAUUUAUCUAGUUAAAUUUUAGAAGUAAGGGUUAUUUAUUAAGUCUUUUAAUUUGCUGUAAAUAUUUUCGAAAUGAGUUCAAAUUAUUAAGUAAAAAAGGGCAUUUUCGAUAUUGCACAGUUCUUACACUCUAGAAAUUAUUCCGAUCGACUACAUUUUUCAUUCUAAUAAUUGAUCAGUGGAAUUGUCCUAUUUUUAUGUUCAAUAAAAUAUAUAACUAAAUUGUGA